Nylanderia fulva is the source of this 1464-nucleotide messenger RNA. Lineage: Eukaryota; Metazoa; Arthropoda; Insecta; Hymenoptera; Formicidae. The record is from RefSeq and is a predicted model, not a curated record.
CGACCCUUAAGAGGUUAUAGCAAGCGCGGGGAAGUUGAGUUGUCACAGUUUUGAGGAUCAUAAAGUUGACCGAACAAAAGGAACAGCUGGACGAUGUCAGAAAUUCUCCCGAUCGGACGGGGGAAUAGAUUCAACCCAUAUCGUAAGGAGAGUGGCAAAACGAACGAGAAAGGAAGAGGAAGGAGCCGAGAGUUUUUAGAUAGUAUAGAGAACAUGAUAGAGACAGAGAAUGACGAGGAGAGUAACGUAACAAGUAAAUUACAAUUAAGAGCAAGCAGUUCAAUUAAGGAAACAGGUUCGCAAUCAAGCGAGAAUCAACCAGACAAAGAUGCAGAUAUGGAGCUGACGGAGGAGAUUAUAGAUUCGAGCCAAGGACCAAGUACUAGGACAAGGAAUGCAGAGGAUGAUACACAAACAACCAACCGAAAGGAACAGGAAAAUAUCAACAAACAAGUGCUGGUAUAGCCAUUGAAGAGCAAGACGAGGGUUAUUAUAUUAGUUUACCUAAGGAAUGCACAAUAUUUACGGUAGAGGCAAUAGCAAUUUCUACAGCUCUAAAGAUUGCAGAAAGUAGAAGGAAUUCCUUCAAUAAUGUAGUUAUAUUUUUUGACUCGAAGUCCGUUCUUCAAGCUAUCUCUCAAAAUAAUAUUAAUGUAUACAAAAAUAAGUAUGUUCUUGAAAUAAGAAGGCUAUAUAGUCGAUUUAAAGAUCUUUAUUUUAAGAAUAUAUUGUUUGUAUGGAUUCCAUCUCAUUAUGGAAUCUCGGGAAAUGAAAUUGCAGAUUUCCUAGCAAAAGCAGGUACCCAAGAACCGGCAAAUGUUGAAUUUGAUAUUCCUAUUAGAGAUUUAAGAAAUAUAUAUAAAAAUGAAGCGUGGAUAAGAACACAAGAAUAUGUUAUUAGAGAUUCUAAAUUGAAAGGAAAGUACUAUUUUUCUAACUUUUAUGAUAGGAACAGUAAAAUACCGUGAUUUGAACAUUUUAACGAGGAAAGAUAUUUUGUAACCUUUGUAAAUAGAAUAAGAGCGAAUCAUUAUAAUUUAAAUGCAUCGUUAGCAAGGAAAAACUAUAUAAAUGACACAAGAUGUGAUUGUGGCUACGAAUAUGAGAAUAUCGAUCACGUGAUUUGGCGAUGUCAUCGAUACGACGAAGAGAGAAUGAGAAUGGGAGACAUCUUAAGUAGUAGGAAUAUCGACGGAGUGGAAAGCGUUACAGACAUCCUGAAGAAAAAAGAUUGGAAGAAAUUUGGUGUUAUAUUCAACUUUAUCAAGAAAUUGAACAGAAUUAUUUAAAAACUUACUGGGCUCGCAGAUGCGAGUAAGGUUAAAAAAAAAAAAAAAAAAAAAGGCGCCCUCUACCCCAGCCUUGCGUUAUAUAACCUCAAGAACUGCUCCGGUUAGGUUGACGACGCGUGUCCCGAGUGAGAUACAAAACAAAAAAAAAAAAAAAAUGGCUAUGAUCAAAGGG